Molecule: messenger RNA, 1452 nt
Organism: Tetrapisispora phaffii CBS 4417
Lineage: Eukaryota; Fungi; Ascomycota; Saccharomycetes; Saccharomycetales; Saccharomycetaceae
Gene: LFT1
Product: Lft1p
Exons: 1
Coding region: 1-1452 (483 amino acids)
Source: RefSeq, a predicted model, not a curated record
AUGGAUUAUGAAGAUAAUAAAGAUGGAUCGGUUGUGGAAACAGAUGCUAUUGAAGAUUUGGAUAUAGAUACUGAAGUGGUAGCGAAAUAUUUAAAUGAAUUGGAAGUUGGGUGCUUAUAUAAUACAGAAGAUGAUGAUGAGGUUGUUAACAAUCAUGAUGAAAACUUAAUGGAUAAACAGGAACCUUAUAAUCUAUAUCAACUAUUAGAUCAGAUACCAAAUGGAAGAAAAACAAUGAACAGUUUAUUUUAUACUACAUUUAAUGUUGGGAAGGAAUUUAAUAAUAUACAUUUUUCGAAUUUUCAAAUGAGUAAGAAAGUGGAACAGUAUGCUGUUGAGUGGUAUAUUGAAGAAAAGAAUGGUUUACAAUCAGGAACUACAACUUCUUUAGUUGAUAAUGAUACGCCAAUUAAAUUUUCAUGGAGUUCCACUAAUACCAUACCAAAAAAUUCAGUUAUGUAUAAGCAUUUGACUAAGAGCACUCGUGAGCUAACGCAUGAAACAACCAAUCAGAAAUUGAUGAAGAUUGUUGACAGUAAAUUAGAUAAUAUUAAAAAAGAGGUUAUGGGUUGGAAAAUUUAUGAUAAACCAGAUCCAUUAACGAAAAAUAAUGAAUUGGAUGAGAAGUGUGAUGAAACCGAAGAUGUAGAAGCGGAUUAUAGUGUCGAAUAUAAUUCAGAUAUAUCCAAUAGUUAUUCCAUAGACAGAUCAAAGCCCUCAGAAUUUUCAGUCUCGUCAUUUAAAGUUGAUCCUUUACAAGAAUUCGUAGUGACAACUUUACCAAAAGAACGUAAGAAAAAAGUAAAACCUGUCAAAAAGAAGCAAGGAUUAUUUUGGUUAUUCUCUGGGUCAAAGAAAAAAGAUAAAAAUAAAACAGUAACUAAAGGCGAUACAGAUGAUACAACUAAAACUAAUAUUACUAAUCGUGAUGCUAACGAUGAAUCAAUGAAUCAAAGGAGAAUUCUUUCUAAUAAUCUGAAUACUGACUCAACAGUGGCGUUUGUCGGUCAACAUCAAGAACGAUUAAAUUCCAUAGACAAUAAGAUUGUUUAUCAAGCAGAUUCAGAAAAGGAUAUAAUUACUGAAAGUAGUAUUCGUCCGGAUCUUAAUAAAACUGAUCAGGAUGUAGAAAAUAUACAGAACAAAACAGUAAAUAAUGUCGACGUCCUCGAAUUAGAAGAGGUCAAUAAAGCUGUUAGCAAUGGAGGUAAGACCUAUCAGCACCAAGAUCAAGGGCAAGGCACACUGGGGCACGGUGUAACGGUGGAUUCGCAUUCGCAUUCGCAUUCAGAAUCAGACAAUGAUUUUGGUGACUUUGCUGCAGCAGUUAUUCCAAUAACCUUGCCACCAAAAGCUCCUAACAAUGAUUCAAAUUUAUCACCAGGCCACAAUGAUAGUAGUAUCUCUUUAAUGAAUACAUUUGUCCCAUUGCAACCAAAAAAAAAGACAUAG